CUCGGAUGUUAAAAUACGCAUGCGUUAAAGAGUAAACGGCGCUAAAAUGGAUGAAACUGAAACUGAUGAGUUGUGCACCAUCCUAAAAAAAAUCGGAUUGGGCCAUUACACAAAGAUUUUUGAGGAAAAUAUGAUUGGCAUCAAUGAAGUGGAGGAGAUGACAGACGAAGACUUCAUUAAACUUGGAAUUGUUUCUAUCGGAAUAAGAUUGAAAAUUAAGCAAGCUUGUCGGAAUCACAAGAAAGUGAGUGAUGCGCCAAUGAGUUGCAUCAAGACAUUUCUUGAACUCCAAAAGCAGAGGAAGACUGGCAGAACCAAAAGCCCGAAAAAGGAUCAGAAAACAAAGUUAACACGAAGACUUUAUGUUGGCUGGAAACAUUCAAUAAGGGCAGGAGUAUACAAACUGAUCUCUGCAAGCAAAGGGGGAGGUCAACAGAUCGUGGAUUUUAACAAAGACUUGACUUUGAAUCAGUUAAUAAGUGAAAUCACCGAUAUUUUUUUUCCAAAUGGCAUGUCUGAGGCCCAGGAUUUGAGACUAGAUGCCUUAGAUGUGCAUCUGGCAUCCUUUUCUGGUUCUCCAAUUCAAGAGACAGACGAGAAUGGGGAGUCUUUUACAGUUGGAAAUUACUUCAGAAAGAUGAAAUCAACCCCUGUGCGAAUUUACUUACACACAGAGUUGAAAAGUUUCAAAAGGCCAACCAAUGGUGAAGCAAGCUGCGGGGUGAUAACUGCUCUAGAAUCCGAUGAAGAAGAUACAGGAACCCCAACUGUCACAUUCCCCCGACUUAAACGAAGGAGACUGAACAUUAUUGAGGGCUUAAGUUCAGAAGAUAGACCCUCAACAUCAACAUCAGCUGCUUUGGAUUUGCCGGACAUUCAUGUUGAUGCUCCUCCUUCAAAUCAUGCGGCUGCAAAUACUCACUGCCAGACAGAACAUGAACCAAUCAUUAUCCUUCAUGAACCUGGACUUUCGGAAUUCGAUCAUGAACUUGAAAUGGCUAUAAGAGAGAGUUUGGAAAGUUCCGAACCAGAGCCAUCUUUAGAAGGAAUAUUGAAAUGGUGGGUAGCUAGAAGUCACUUAAAGGAUGGGGCACCAGUUUCAGUGGUAGUACACAGAGGAAAGCUUUUACAGAGUACAUUUAGAGCAGUAUCAAGGCCAAAUUUCAACUUCCUCUUGCCUUUUCAUGUUAGUUUCAGUGGAGAGAUUGGAGAUGAUUUAGGUGGUCCAAAAAGAGAAUUCUUCAGGUACAUGUUAUUUGAUGAGGCAUUAUCCAAAAACAGCGAUUGGCUUCUAAAUCAAGGCCUUGCACCAUACAAUCUGAAGAUUGAUAGAAAGGAUGAACUGUUGAAAAUCUUGUUCAAAAAUGAAAUAUAUUUCAGGGUACACAGUGAAAUUUCCCUGUUUAUCGAUGGUCUAAAUAGAGUUGGGAACUUUCAUACCUCUGCAAUUUUGAGGGCAGCUAAAGAAUUCAAGACUUUGUUCACCCCCAAUCCAGUUAACCAUCUGACAUUUAGUGGGCUUAGACAAAUGUACAAAAUAGAAUUUAGCCCAGUGGGUUCCAAUCAUCGGCAACAAGAAGAUGAAGCAAUUUAUUGCUUCGAAUCCUUUUGCUCCGACUGUGAAGCUGGCAUUCUUGAAGUUUCCUUGGAGGAUCUAUUAGCAUUUUGGACUGGAGCAUCUGAAGUGCCUCCAUUGGGAUUCGAUCAUAAACUUCGAAUCACCUUCAAUGAGAACUCUCAAUACCUUCUACCAAUAGCUCAUACGUGCACCCUGGUAAUUAGGUUGUGGAGAGGUUAUAAUGACCCUGAUCAGUUCAGAUGCGACAUGAUUAAAGCCAUCACAUGGACAGGGGGGUUUCACCUAGCUUAAAGCCUUGGGACCCUUUAUCAAACCCUCUGCAGCUUUUUAUACCCUCAUUCCGAAGGAGAAUUGGGGGUAUACUGUUUUACCCUUGUGUGUCUGUUUGUCUGUCUGUCCAUCCGUGACAAACAUUUCUGUCACAUUUUUCUCAGCAACUAAUAAUUGUAGGUGCUUGAAAUUUUAAGACACCAUUUGUUUAGGCAUGCCAUAUGGUAAGAUACAUUUUUGUACCAAUCGGACAUCAACUUCCUGUUAAAAGACAAUUUUAUUUAAUUUUAGCUUAAAUUUUUAAACAAUUUUUCGUCAAAGAUUUCUCAGCAACUAUUUAUUGCAGAUGCUUGAAAUUAUAACACAGUAUUUGUUUAGGAAUAUCAUAUUGUGGGAUAUAAUUAUUGUUCCAAUCGGAUGUCAACUUCCGUUAAAUGACGAUUUUUGUUUAUUUUGCAUAUUCACAUCAGAGCAGGGGUUAUCACUAGUGAUUAUUGACUCACAGAUAUCUUGUUUUUGUUGACCCUGUUUUUGAGUUGAUCUCUUAGAUAAGAGUUUAAAGCUGCUCUACAGUAACUGUUGUUUUUGGUUUUAGGAAAGGCAAGUUUGAUUUUCAUUUUGAUUAGGUAAAUGAUACUUUCACUCCUAAUGGGGUAUACAUUUUCACCUUGUGUGUCUGUCCAUUACAAAGUUUAGUUUGCUUUUCUGACAUAUCUGAACUUUGAACAUGAUCUUUGUUUUAACAUGACAUGAUGUAUGGUUAGCUUCAUUUUUGUACAAAGUCUAUUUCAUAUGUUAUUUAGGCUAAUGGUGACCAUUCUUUUUAGAAGCAGGGACAUCAUAAUAAGCACAGACUUGCAGAUUUCUUCUUCUUGUUUUUGUUUACAACGAACUCAACAUUUUCAAAUUCAAAAACAGAAAUUUGUAUUUGUAAAAUCUGAAAGAGUAGUUGUUAACUUACCCGGCGUUUGCAUCCUAAUUUUUGUAUGUUCAACUUAAGAGAUGUCACAUACUGAAUUCAUAAAGGAAUCAGUUAUAAGAUACGUGUAUUUGCAAAUAUAAUUAAGAUUCAAUUUUUCAUUAAAUUAUGACUGAAGAAUUUUUUGAAACUAUGCAAGUACAUUUUCUGUUAAAAUGAUUUUCAGUUAUCAAUCAUAUCCUUAUAUAGUGCACUGUAUUGAUUUUGUUGAAAGUAUAAUGAUUCAACACAAUUAUUUGAUUUUAAAACUAGAAUUAUUGUUUUAUUUGUUGUUAUUGUGUUAAUUUGGUUUCCUCUUCUUUUUAAAUAUGUUCUAUUGAAACUUUUAUAACUAAAGUUUUUUUUUAAACUAAAUUUUAUGUGAAAGAACACUUGAUUAAAUAUUUCUUUUCCUUUUUUUACACUAAAGCUAAAUCUUCAUACUGAAUAAAAUGCAAUAUGAUAUAAUGCAUGCUUGACAUGUUCAAAAUCUUUUUGAAGUUAUAUUCAUAGUUGAUUGUAAACAAUUUGGUAUCUGCUUGUGAAUGAAAAUAAUAGAAUAUUUUUUUAGUCAAAGUAUAGAGCAAUUGGGAGUAUUUAAAAGAAAUUUAUAUACUGUACAUGUUUUCAUAAAUUCAUUUCAUACAUCAUACAUAAAAGACGCAGUAACACAUGGAAACAGAUAAAUUCAGGUGAUUUUAAUUUUUUCAUUAUGAACUAUAUAUGCAAAAUAAAUGUGAAAAUUAUAUACUCAG
Magallana angulata is the source of this 3562-nucleotide messenger RNA. RefSeq lists its product as uncharacterized. The transcript is spliced from 10 exons. Bases 47 to 1870 code for a protein of 607 amino acids. Gene Ontology annotation, molecular function: ubiquitin-protein transferase activity; protein binding. NCBI's taxonomy places the organism in Eukaryota, Metazoa, Mollusca, Bivalvia, Ostreida, Ostreidae. The record is from RefSeq and is a predicted model, not a curated record.